CAACUGGCGCUGGGAAACCCACCCAAAGGCAAUUAAGGGUAAAGGACGACAAAAAUAUUUGAUAAACUUUUUUCCCCUUCUUUUCUCCUACUUGAACGCGAACGAGGCAGGAGAAGCGACGCGGAGGGCGACGGAGGCGGAAUGAGCGACCCAAGCGAGUCCGACGGACUCAAUGUGUUUGAGGAAGAGCGUCUGGAGGGGAAGAUUUGAUUUGUGCUGCAAAGCAUCACGGCGGAAAAACGUCCGACCAAGGAGCAGUCACCGCCGAGAGGAAGGAGCCGGAAAAGUUGCCGAAGUUCCACCAAAAGCGUCCCAGAGGAGGAUUAUACGCGUAAUGGCGCACACGUAGCCGCGCGUCGGCCAGAUCUGCGGCGGAUCCGCACUUUGUGACGCGCUGAGGACUUUAAAGCCUCUGUCCCGAUAAGAUUCUGCCGCUGUGUCUGGAGCCUGGUCUCGCUGCCGGAGGGCGAUGGGCGCCGCGCCGGGCUCGGCCUGGGAGGAGGGCGAGUUCGAGUUCAAGUUGGUGUUUGAGGAGGACCCGCCGCAGCGGCGGAGUCAGGGGCCGUCGCCGGUGCGCGCGGCCGAACCGCAAGGCUCCGGUACCGGGGAGGAGAGCGAGGUCGCCCUGCUGCACCUGGAGCCGUCCGGCAGCAGCCGCCUGGUUGCAGACAACCACCUGGCUGCCGCUCAUGCAGGACACACAAUCAGCAUCCCCAGUCCGCCGCCCUCGGCCAGUCAGCGAGCCGGGAUGCACUCCCCGCCUCCGCGGCGGGCGCCCGUCCGGGAGCUGAGCGGGACCUAUGAGAGCCUCCCGGCGCGCUCCGUGCAGGUGUCUGAGUCCCGCGUGGUGGAGUGUCCCAGCAUCCAGAUAACCACCAUCUCUCCUGAAGAUGACCCAGCACCCACCCUCUCCAGCUACUGGGACAUGGGCAGUGGGGGCGGCUGGGACCGCGAGCGCCUCUACCUUCCGCUGCUGGACCCCUUUUCCUACCGUGACCGGUGUCCUGGGUCCCUCAGCCCCAGCCCCGCCUCCAGCCCCUCCUCCCGCGGCUGGCUCAGCCCCGCCUCCAGCUGCGACUCCCUGCUGGUGGAGGAGGAGGAGCUCAGCGAGGCCACCCUCAGCUUUGGGCUCUCGCCGUCCUCCAGACCCACCUCCCCCGGGGGCAAGAAGCGCCGGAACUCCCCCCUGGCCUCCCCCUGCGCGUCGCGGAGGGGCAGCUACUCGGAGGAGCUGCAGGGGUGCAGCCUGGAGGGCGGGGAGCCCACGGCCCAGUCCCAGGCCCUGCCCGGCAGCUGUGAGCUCAGCGUCCCGCAGAAGACCAGGAAGACGUCGCUAGAACAGCUGUCCCCCAGGGAGGCGGAUCCGGAGCAGGCUCCAGGCCACGGCUCCCCCUGCGCGCUGCCCGAGGCCCAGCAGAUCAGGAGGGAGCCCGCCUCGCUGGGCAUGGACUACCUCUCUGUGCCCCCGGCUCUGGCCUGGGGCCGGACGCGAGCCAGCGCCCACAGCCCUCUGUUCAGGUCCAACGCUCUGCCGCCGCUGGACUGGCCCCUGCCCUCCCAGUUCGACCAGUACGAGCUGCGCAUUGAGGUGCAGCCGCGCCCCCACCACAGAGCCCACUACGAGACGGAGGGCAGCAGGGGCGCCGUGAAGGCCACGCCCACGGGACACCCCGUGGUUAAGCUGAGCGGCUACGCCGAGAGGAAGCCGCUCUCGCUCCAGGUCUUCGUCGGAACGGCUGACGACAGGUCCAUCAGGCCCCAUCCCUUUUAUCAGAUACACAGGGUGACGGGGAAGAUGGUGGGCACUGCCAGUCACGAGAGCCUCCAGGCCGGAACCAAGCUGCUGGACAUCCCCCUCAACCCCGAGAACAACAUGACGGCGCUCAUCGACUGCGCCGGCAUCCUGAAGCUGAGGAACUCGGACAUCGAGCUGAGGAAAGGCGAGACGGACGUCGGCCGGAAGAACACGCGGGUCCGUCUGGUGUUUCGCACUCACCUCCCUCUGGCGCCCCCUGCUGCGCCGCCGGGCCGGGUCCUGGCCCUGCAGGUGGCCUCGCUGCCCAUCGAAUGCUCCCAGCGUUCGGCCCAGGAGCUGCCCGUCAUCGAGUCUGUGAGUCUCACCUCCUGCUGUGUGGACGGAGGAGAGGAGCUGCUGCUGACCGGCACCAACUUCCUGCCCAUCUCCAGGGUCCUGUUCAUGGAGCGAGGGACAGAUGGGAAGCUGCAGUGGGAGGAGGAGGCUCACGUUGACCGGGACAACAGCACUGAGUGUGUGCUGUGCGUCACAGUCCCCGCCUACAGCGACCUGUCCGUCAGCCGGCCCGUGUCCGUCAGCCUGUACGUCUCCAACGGGAAGAGGAAGCGAAGCAGCACCCACUGCUUCAAGUACCUCCCCAGUCUGUUCAAGGAGGAGGACCCUCUGCUGCCGCGGCCCCCGGCGCUGUCUGCAGACGCGGCGGCGGCUGCGUGUCCCGCGCCCAGGAUGGAGCGCGGCUUCCACGCCAGGGGCGACUCCAUGGCUGAGGACCAAGGCCUGGGCUUCCACCUGCCCCCCUACCCGCCCACCUACUCCCCCCCCUGCCCCGCCGUGAGCUACCACCGCGAGGAGUUCUGCUCCAAGCCCGAUGCUGCGGCCGAGGAGCCCGGCGGCUCCAGGGCGGCUCUGUCUGAACGCCACCCCAGCUUCGAGAACCUGGAGCUGGGCUUCACCGAGCUCCUCCCCCCCCUUUACCCCCGUGGGCCGCAGCCCCCCUCCCCGUCCCCUUCCCCAUGGCUGGACUCACCUUACCUCUCCUCCUCACCCUCCCCUUCGCACUCCUCCUCCCUCAGCCCUUUCCCUGCGGGCAGCCCCAUCUCCACCUCCCCCCUGCCUCCCAUUCCCACCUCCCCCUACUCCCAGUACCCGGCCUAUACUCAGGAGGUGUGUCCCUCCCCUCCCCCCAAUCCCAGCCUGUAUCAGGACAUCUGCCCGGCGCCCUACUCCCACUACGAGGGCUGGGACCCAAGGGGACGGGUGCUGGGAUCGGGACCUGGAGGCGAGAGGGAUGCUAAGAUCCAGGACUGCCCGCUGGAGUUCACCAGCUCCGCAUCUAUGCACCAAAUCACAUUUGAAGAAGUGAACGAGUUCAUCGGGGAGGAGAUCCAGUCCUUCCAGUCCGGGUCCCAGAUGGACAACCACUAGCACGGAGCUCCCAGUUCAUAUUCAGCACCAUUUUUGUAAUUUCAUAUGCACUCAAGAUGCAUCACUCCAGUGGCCAAGGCACUGUUGUAUGUAGCUGUCGUGGUUUUAUAAAGGGAAAUUAAUGUUUAUAACAUUUUUUUCAAAAUAAAUUAUACAAGAAACUUGAA
Molecule: messenger RNA, 3348 nt
Organism: Betta splendens (Siamese fighting fish)
Lineage: Eukaryota; Metazoa; Chordata; Actinopteri; Anabantiformes; Osphronemidae
Gene: nfatc4
Product: nuclear factor of activated T cells 4
Exons: 13
Coding region: 470-3181 (903 amino acids)
Biological process (GO): regulation of transcription by RNA polymerase II; cytokine production; calcineurin-NFAT signaling cascade
Cellular component (GO): transcription regulator complex
Molecular function (GO): transcription factor binding; DNA-binding transcription factor activity, RNA polymerase II-specific; RNA polymerase II cis-regulatory region sequence-specific DNA binding
Source: RefSeq, a predicted model, not a curated record